Messenger RNA from Scheffersomyces stipitis CBS 6054, 645 nucleotides. RefSeq names its product N-acetylglucosaminyldiphosphodolichol N-acetylglucosaminyltransferase catalytic subunit (gene ALG13). The coding region runs from base 1 to 645 and encodes 214 amino acids. Gene Ontology annotation, molecular function: hexosyltransferase activity. Gene Ontology annotation, cellular component: extrinsic component of endoplasmic reticulum membrane; UDP-N-acetylglucosamine transferase complex. Gene Ontology annotation, biological process: dolichol-linked oligosaccharide biosynthetic process. Lineage: Eukaryota; Fungi; Ascomycota; Pichiomycetes; Serinales; Debaryomycetaceae. The transcript has a single exon. The record is from RefSeq and is a predicted model, not a curated record.
AUGCCGACCGUUUUGAUCACGACAGGUGCCACGGUGACAUUCAGAUCUCUCUUGGAUUACGUGGUGUCACCUGAAUUUAUCGAAAAUCUCUCCAAGUUCAAGGUGUCAAGACUCAAGCUCCAGUACGGAAAUGAAAUAAAUCCUACGACAAAUGAACAUGUGAGCCGAGAUUACUUUGAAAGGUUGGUUAAACAAAGUGAAAUCGUUCUGAAGUUUCAGUUGGAUAUAAGUACGGAUAGAAAAAGCGAUACAGAUGGAUCAAUUACCUAUUCAUCAACUAAAUACGACUUUGUGUUGGAAGCGUUUCCAUUUUCGAUGGAUAUCGAUAGCCACAUCAGGCUGGCCGAUGUGGUGAUCUCUCAUGCUGGAACAGGUUCUAUUAUAGAUGCUUUGAAAUUGCACAAGAAGCUUGUUGUCAUAGUGAACGAUGCACUUAUGGACAAUCACCAGGCCGAAAUAGCCAACGAGUUUGCGAAAUUGAACUACUGUGUCAGCCACAAUGUCAACGAACUUUUUGGAACAGAAAAGCUCAUCAAUUCAGUACGUCUGCUAUUGGACGGAUCUAUCCAAUUGACUGAAUUUCCAGCUAAUAAGAAGGAGAUCGUCGAGUCCAUCAUUGCUGAAGAAUUACAGAAGGCAGUUUAG